Molecule: messenger RNA, 1416 nt
Organism: Nerophis lumbriciformis (worm pipefish)
Lineage: Eukaryota; Metazoa; Chordata; Actinopteri; Syngnathiformes; Syngnathidae
Source: RefSeq, a predicted model, not a curated record
AAGCAGAGCAUGCAGCUAAAGAAGGAAAUCUCCCUACUAAACGGCGUCAGCCUCAUCGUGGGCAACAUGAUCGGCUCCGGUAUCUUCGUUUCUCCCAAAGGCGUGCUCUUCCACAGCGCCUCCUACGGGCUGUCGCUGGUCAUCUGGGCAGCGGGCGGGCUCUUCUCAGUGGUGGGCGCCUUGUGUUAUGCCGAACUGGGCACCACCAUCACCAAGUCAGGGGCGUCCUACGCAUAUAUCCUGGAGUCUUUUGGCGGUUUCCUGGCUUUUGUGCGCCUGUGGACCAGCCUGCUGAUCAUCGAGCCCACGAGCCAGGCCGUCAUCGCCAUCACCUUCGCCAACUACCUGGUGCAGCCGAUCUUCCCCACCUGCGAGCCGUCUUACGCCGCAUCGCGCCUCAUCGCCGCCGCUUGCGUAUGCCUCCUCACCUUCAUCAAUUCGGCCUAUGUGAAAUGGGGCACCCAAGUGCAGGAUAUGUUCACCUACGCCAAGGUGGCCGCCCUGAUUGUCAUCAUCAUCACAGGCAUCGUCAAGCUGUGCCAGGGUUACACUAGCAACUUCGAGUCGUCCUUCUCUGGCUCCUCCACAAACCCCGGCGACAUCGCUCUGGCGCUCUACUCAGCGCUGUUCUCCUACUCUGGCUGGGACACGCUCAACUUUGUCACCGAGGAGAUCAAAAACCCCGAAAGAAACCUCCCUCUGGCCAUCGCCAUCUCCAUGCCUGUUGUCACCAUCAUCUACAUCCUCACCAACGUGGCUUACUACGCAGUGCUGGACAUGAGCGCCAUUUUGGCCAGUGACGCCGUGGCCGUGACAUUUGCAGAUCAGACGUUAGGCGUGAUGAGUUGGAUCAUCCCCGUCGCCGUGGCCUUGUCCUGCUACGGUGGCCUUAACGCUUCCAUCAUCGCCGCAUCCAGGUUGUUCUUCGUGGGUUCCCGUGAAGGUCACCUCCCUGACGCGUUGUCCAUGAUCCACACCGAGAGAUUCACGCCAAUACCGGCUCUCAUCUUCAACUGCCUGAUGACGUUAAUCUACUUGACGGUGGAGGACGUAUUCCAACUCAUCAACUACUACAGCUUCAGCUACUGGUUCUUCGUGGGUUUGUCCAUAGCAGGACAGAUUUACCUGAGGUGGAAGGAACCGCAACGAAACCGACCGCUCAAACUGAGCCUGUUCUACCCAGUGGUGUUCUGCCUGUGCACCGUGUUCUUAGUGGCCGUGCCACUUUACAGCGAUACGCUCAGCUCCCUGAUCGGCAUCGCCAUCGCUUUGUCGGGGGUGCCCAUCUACUUCUUGGGUGUCUAUUUGCCGGAGUCCAAGCGACCGCCUAUCAUUACCAAGCUGCUGCGUUCUCUGACCCACAUCACUCAAUACACGUGCUUCUGCGUCCUAACAGAUACAGACAAGAGUGACUAA